Molecule: messenger RNA, 684 nt
Organism: Dromiciops gliroides (monito del monte)
Lineage: Eukaryota; Metazoa; Chordata; Mammalia; Microbiotheria; Microbiotheriidae
Gene: TMEM247
Product: transmembrane protein 247
Exons: 3
Coding region: 1-684 (227 amino acids)
Cellular component (GO): endoplasmic reticulum
Source: RefSeq, a predicted model, not a curated record
AUGACAGCAAAGGGCAGAGAGAUUCUGAAGGCUGCAAGUGAGGGCUGUCUGGUUGAUUCAGUGUAUGCCAUCUACCCUCUAGUCCUGGCAGAGAUAGGGGUCUCCAUGGUAAGAGGAAGAUUCUGGGAGUUGGCCUAUGUGACCCAAGCCUCUUCCUAUGACUUCCUGGAGGACAGUGGGGCAAAUGUGGAGAGCAGCCCCCAAGAGGAAGUGAAGCAAAUGAAGGUCCAGGCCACCGAGCUUCUACCCUCAAAGCCUGCUCCCGGCAAAGGGCCUGCAGGCGAUGAGCUGGAGCCUUCAGCGGUGCCGCGGGAGGUGCCGACUGAACGCACCACCACAGAGAUGGAGCUGGAGAAGGUGCGGAUGGAGUUUGAGCUGACCAGGCUAAAGUACCUGCAUGAGGAGAACGAACGUCAGCGGCAACAUGAAGAGACGAUGGAGCAGCUUCACAGACAGGCACCACACCAGCUGUUCCCAGGAGGAUUCCAAGACCUCCUGCUCCCCCAGAAUCAAUUUGCCAUGUUCCUGUAUUGCUUCAUCUUCAUUCACAUCAUCUACGUCACCAAGGAGAUGAUUUUCUUCCUCUUCACCAAGCAUUACCUCUUCUGCAUUGCUGCCAUUCUGCUCUGUUUGAUUAAAACCUUGUGGUCAUACGUCCCUGUGCCCCCUGCUCUACCUACCUGA